Tricharina praecox is the source of this 2020-nucleotide messenger RNA. Its product is annotated as Alpha/Beta hydrolase protein. The transcript is spliced from 5 exons. The record is from RefSeq and is a predicted model, not a curated record. The coding region runs from base 245 to 1816 and encodes 523 amino acids. NCBI's taxonomy places the organism in Eukaryota, Fungi, Ascomycota, Pezizomycetes, Pezizales, Pyronemataceae.
CGGGGGGAACACAUCAUCGCGCGCCGGUCCUGUCAAGUGCAAGUAUGUAGAAUGUAGGUGACUGGGUUCGGCGGGUGGAUUGCUGGGCUGCCUGAAGCUCUCGUUAGCUCUGACGGAAUGGUAGUAGCCGCAGCCCUCAAUUCAUAGCUCUGUUUUUCAGCCGGGCACACAUAAGUACAGUCUGUGUCCAGCCCUCGUCAGGCUGGUAGUCUGUAUCCUGUGCACUGAUUCCCAUUCAUCCAUAAUGCAGUUCCUCGGCCACCUGCUGACAUCACUCGUUUUCGUGGGCGUCGUCUCGGCGGUUCCGGCUUCUGGCCAUGGGGGCAGCAGCGGGUUGCCAGUUGUCGAUUUGGGAUAUGUCAAGCACCAAGCAGCCGAGUACAACGAGACCGCUGGAGUCUACGUCUACAGGAAUAUCCGGUUUGCGGCACCGCCGGUUGGGAAGCUGAGACUGAAGAAGCCUCAACCACCGUUGAGGGAGAGUGGGAUACAGAAUGGUACUUACGGAAGGAGUACAUCCUGUGCUCAGACCAAUGGAACUGCUCUUCUGGGAGAUGAGGAUUGUCUGUUUCUGGAUAUCUACGUCCCGAAGGAGAGCUACUCGAAGAGAGGGAAAAAAAUUCCCGUACUCGCCUGGUGGUUCGAUGGCGGCUACGUCGUUGGCAGCAAAGAGGCCCCCGGAGCUCCAUGGGGACUCUACGAGGCAGCAAAGGAGCCCUUCAUCUUUGUCACCGCGAACUACCGACUCGGAGCCCUCGGAUUCAUCGCUCCGCCGGACCCAGAUGUGGAUACCAACAUUGGACUCCACGACACCCGUAUGGCUAUGGAGUGGAUCGGAAAGCACAUUUCCAAGUUCGGCGCCGACACAGAGAAGAUGACGGCCAUCGGACUGAGUGCGGGUGCUGGUGUUAUCAUGCACGCAAUUGUGUCGUACGGAGGGAAGGGUCCGAAGUUGCCGUUUCAGCAGGCGAUACUUCAGUCUCCCGGGUGGGUACCGGAAGCCGAUCCGGCCGGCCGCAUUCCGCUGUGGGAAGCCUUCAAGGCGAACACGGGGUGUGCUAACGCUACUUGUAUCCGUUCGCUGCCGUCGAUGGUGGUGCAAGCAGCGAAUGCGUUGACCAUUGGACAGUGGAUGUCGGGAGCGCUUGGCUCCACUUCGGGGCUGUAUCCAGUGGUGGAUGGAGAUUACAUUCCCGACUUCCCGGUGAAGCUCCUCGCCGAGGAUAAAUUCCACAAGGAAAUCAAGAGCAUCAUAUCCUCGAGCUCCCGACACGAGGGGGGUCUUUAUGUGCCUACCAACAUCACCAACGCCCAAUUCCCUACCUUUAUCGGCAUGCAGUACUCCCCCAACGCUACCAUCAUCGGUAUGAUUGCGGAGGCCUACCCGAGCGACGGUAGCAUCACCGGAGCCUACCGUCGCGCCGUCGAGGCCGUCGGCGACCUCAUCUUCAACUGCAACGGUUACUGGUUGGCACGCGCCUUCUCCGCCGAGGAAGAAGCCGGCCAUAGCUCCCGUCGGUACAUGUUCAACAUUGGCCCAGCAAUCCACGGCUCGGAUCUACCCUACACGUGGAAUCAGGGCGGCGUGUAUACGGUAGAAAACGCAACGCUGGCCAGAAUGCACCAGGAGUUGAUUGUGGACUACACGCUGCACGGAGACUGCGCGCUCGAUGGGUGGCCGGAGUGGAGCGAGGAUGUGGCUAAGGCUAUGUGGUUGAAUGGAACCGGACUGGGCGUCGAUAAGGAUUAUUAUGCGUGGGCAGUCAAUGUGGAUCGGUGCGAGUUCUUGAAGGAUGAGAUUAUUGGGAAGGGUUAAGGGACGGGACGAUUUGGGGGGUUUUUGGUUAAGCAAGUUAUGUAGGCGAUACUCGGCGGCGAUUCGAGAUUGCUGGUUUGGUGGCUUUCUGACAUUUUAGCACAUCUUACGAUACCUAAUGUUGAUCUUUUCUCGCGUACCUGCAUUUGUUUGUCUGUCUGUCUGCCUGUUAUCAUGAGUUGAGAAAAAUUCAAAGUUAUGAAC